AUCGGCAGAAAAAAAAAAGAUCAAAAAAAAAAGGCUACUGGCGUCGCAUCCAGAAAAUCCGGCGCCAAUUGUUGUGCAGUUUCGACGGUCACCAACAACCUCUCGUCCACAUCCCACAAUGGGUCCGCAAUUAGCAAGCCGGAAGCGAAAGCUCCCCUCGAAAGCCGUCGAGGAGUCGGACGACGAGAUUAUUGACGGUCUUCUCGAUGGCGCCCUCUCCCAAAGCGAGGACGACGAUGAAGCAGACGAAUCCGAGCCAGGGGAGGGCGAGGGGGAGGAUGAUGAAGAGGAUGCGACUUCGGACCUGGAAGAGGAGGACUCCUUCAAACGGGCCUUGAAAGGUGCAGAAGCUUUGGAAGAUGGCGCAACAAACGGGGCAGGGGAUGAGGACGACGACGACCGGCCAAACUACAGGAUAGUCGAAGAUGCAAAUGGCGGAGUGCGCUACGUCUACGAUGAGAUCGAUCCAGUCUACGACUCGGACGACACGGAUGCGCGGGGAGGAGAGAACACCAUUGGCAACAUCCCGCUCUCCUUCUACGAUGCAUACCCGCACAUCGGCUACACUAUCGACGGCAAAAAGCUCAUGCGCCCGGCUGAGCGAAAGCAGGCGCUGGACUCAUUACUGGAGAGCAUCGAGAUCCCCAAGGGCUGGACUGGCCUGACGGAUCCCACCACCGGCCAACCGCUGAACCUCAGCCAGGAUGAGCUGGAGCUGCUCAAGCGUGUGCAAAUGAACGAGAUCCCAGAGGAGGGCUACGAUCCGUAUCCCGACACGGUCGAGUACUUCACAGGAAUCGAGGAGAAAAUGCCCCUGAGCGCCGCCCCUGAGCCCAAGCGGAGGUUCCUCCCGUCCAAGCACGAAGCCAAGCGCGUCAUGAAGCUGGUCCGCGCCAUCAGGGAAGGCCGUAUUGCUCCGUACAGGCCGCCCGAGGAGCGCGAGAAGGAGGAUGCCGAGGAAGAGGAGAAGUACUACGAUGUCUGGCAAGAUGAGCAGCCCCGGGCCGAACAUGUGAUGCAUAUACCUGCACCAAAGCUACCCCCACCCGGCUACGACAUGAGCUACAACCCGCCGCCCGAGUAUGUCCCCACCAAGGCAGAGAGGGAGGCGUGGGAGAAGCUGGAGCCGGAAGAUAGGGAGAAGGAAUACCUACCACAAAAGUACGAUUCGCUCAGGAAGGUGCCAGGCUACGAGACCCUGGUCAAGGAGCGCUUCGAGCGCUGCCUGGAUCUCUACCUCGCCCCCAGGGUACGGAAAAACAGGUUAAACAUUGACCCCAACUCGCUGCUGCCGAAGCUGCCGCGUCCCGAGGACUUGAGGCCGUUCCCGACGGUGUGCCAGAUGAUAUUCAGGGGCCACGAUGGCCGGGUCAGGUCGGCGGCCGUGGACCCGACGGGUCUGUGGCUGGCCACAGGCGGCGACGACGGGACGAUCCGCAUCUGGAUGAUCAACCCGUCGCGCCUCGUGUGGAGCGUCAAGGUUAGUAGCGACGAGCCCGUGAGCGCCGUGCGCUGGCGGCCCAAUCGCGACACCAUGGUCCUGGCGGCGGCGGCGGGCGAGGAGGUGUUCCUCAUGGUGCCGCCAGACAUCGACCCAGAGGUCGAGCAGGCCAGCCGGGCAGUCUUGGACGCCGGAUUCGGCUACGCGGCCACCAACGGCAGCGGCAGCAACCAGAUGACGGCCGACGGCAAGCAGCCAGCGGCCAAGUGGGCACGCCCAGGCGCGCGGCUCGAGGACGAGGGCGUGCUGCUCAAGGUGACGGUGCGAUCGCCCGUAAAGGUCAUCAGCUGGCAUAGGCGCGGCGACCACUUCUGUACCGUGUCGCCGACGGGCCAGCGCAGCUCGGUGGCGGUGCACACGCUCUCGCGACACCUGACGCAGAUCCCGUUCCGGCGGCUGGCGGGCCUCGCGCAGGUGGCGCACUUCCACCCGACGCGGCCGCUCUUCUUCGUGGCGACGCAGCGGGCUAUCCGCUGCUACGACCUGCAGCGCCUCGAACUCGUGAAGGUGGUGCAGCCGGGCGCCCGUUGGAUCUCUUCCUUCGACGUGCACCCGGGCGGCGACAACAUGGUGGUCGGGUCCUACGACAGGCGCCUGCUGUGGCACGACCUGGACCUGUCGACGCGCCCCUACAAGACCAUGCGGUUCCACCCCCAGGCCAUCAGGGCGGUCCGGUACCACCGCGGUGGCCUGCCGCUCUUCGCCGACGCGAGCGACGACGGCACCCUCCAGAUCUUCCACGGCAGAGUCGUCAGCGACCUCAUGGAGAACGCCACCAUCGUGCCGCUCAAGACGCUGCGUGGCCACCGCGUCGUCGACUCGCUCGGCGUUAUGGACGUCGAUUGGCACCCCACGGAGCCCUGGUGUAUAUCUGCCGGUGCCGACGGGACCGCGAGAUUGUGGAUGUAAUUGGUUCUGUGUACCUAACUACCCCCAUUUUCUCAGUCUUUGAUUCUAUCAUCUUCUUCGCCACCCCCCUGUGCUUUUUGUGCCCUCGCACAUAUCACGCCAUCGAUAGCGUGGCGCGUGGCUGUGCAAAUCCCAACUGCUCCUUCGCCAACCGAUAACGUGCUUGUACCUAGGAUAGGGGCUUCGGGUUCGGGGUUAAGCCGGUUCAGUAAUCAAAACAAGCGAAAUGGCACAUCUGGGGACUUGGAAUUUGAGCGCGGUUCAAUGAUAGUGUCCUCCAGUUCGCGCUCACACCCGACGCAAUAA
Molecule: messenger RNA, 2716 nt
Organism: Gaeumannomyces tritici R3-111a-1
Lineage: Eukaryota; Fungi; Ascomycota; Sordariomycetes; Magnaporthales; Magnaporthaceae
Product: ribosome biogenesis protein ERB1
Exons: 2
Coding region: 119-2410 (763 amino acids)
Biological process (GO): maturation of LSU-rRNA from tricistronic rRNA transcript (SSU-rRNA, 5.8S rRNA, LSU-rRNA); ribosome biogenesis
Cellular component (GO): PeBoW complex; preribosome, large subunit precursor
Molecular function (GO): protein binding; ribonucleoprotein complex binding
Source: RefSeq, a predicted model, not a curated record